This is a messenger RNA of Dicrocoelium dendriticum, 397 nucleotides long. The record is from the annotation of a GenBank genome assembly. Lineage: Eukaryota; Metazoa; Platyhelminthes; Trematoda; Plagiorchiida; Dicrocoeliidae.
AUGCGAUUUUCUCCACCUAGACUUGAACGUCCAAUUCAUCUUAGCUUCGACAUUGAUGCGAUGGAUCCCUCUUUGGCACCGAGCACAGGAACUCCCGUUCCAGGUGGGCUGACGCUGCGAGAAGGGUUGCGGAUAUGCGAAGUACUCUACGCUACUGGAAAGCUUUCGGUUAUGGACCUUGUCGAAAUCAACCCACUGGUAGGCACAAAGGAAGAUGUCGAACGGACUAAACAAACCGGCGUGCGACUACUCAAAGCCGCUCUAGGCUAUCGACGUGAUGGACAUUUGCCAGUCAAAGUGCACUCUCUGGCCAACGAAGGUAUACGAAGUAGAGCGGAUAAAGAGAAAAGCACAGUUAACUGCAUCGAGAAAUGAUUGACGAUCUAUGAAAUCAAUU